Messenger RNA from Arabidopsis arenosa, 2786 nucleotides. The record is from the annotation of a GenBank genome assembly. NCBI's taxonomy places the organism in Eukaryota, Viridiplantae, Streptophyta, Magnoliopsida, Brassicales, Brassicaceae.
CUAACUUGUUUGCUCCAUAAAGUGGAGGAAGUAACCAAAUUGUUUAUCUUUCCUCACCCUUUUGUUACUGCUCAGAUUUGGUUCUCUUUGGUCUCUAGAAGUGGAAGAAGCUUGGUGUCCAGAUUCCUGAGUUUUCUCUGCCGGCCGCCAUGGAAGUAGUGGGAGAAGGAAGGAGUUCUAUUUUCCUCGGGAGAAGAGAAAGUCCUCUCAUUCUGGAAUCAAAUCGAUGCCUUUCAAGACGCAGCUCAAACGAACAGAGCAUCUCCCGAAUAAAUUUUCUACGACGGGCCUCCUUUCGCAACCGGUUCUUCCUCACUACGGCCACAUCCUCGCCGGCACCAUCAAGGACAUCGUCACUCGUACCAGACCAUGACUGGUCACCACGUCACGCGUCGCUUAGGGUGGGACUGUCACGGCCUCCGGUUGAGCAACUGAUGAAAAGAAGCUCGUUAUUGGCGAUCAAGAUAAUGCUGCUUUUGUGGCUUGGACUACUACUCCAUGGACUCUUCCUAGCAAUCUUGCUUUGUGUGUCAAUCCCAAUUUUGUUAUCUCAAGGUCGUAACAAGCACAAUGGGAGAGUCUACGUGGUUGCUGAAUCUCGCCUCUCAGCCCUUCCCGCUGAUACCAAGAAAUCAAAUCCUAAACCCAAAGGUGGUGAUAGUGCAGCUGAUUCUUAUCAAGUUUUGGAGAAAUUUGAUGGAGCUUCCCUGGUUGGGAAGAAGUAUGAACCUUUGUUUGACUACUUUAGUGAUUUCUCAUGUGUGGCCUUUCGAGUAGUAGCAGAUGAUUAUGUCACUGAUGACAGUGGUACUGGCAUCGUCCACUGUGCUCCUGCCUUUGGUGAAGACGAUUACCGUGUUUGUCUUGAGAACAAGAUCGUUGAACAGGGUGAAAAUCUAGUUGUGGCUGUUGAUGAGGAUGGGCUUUUUACUGAGAGAAUUACCCAUUUCUUUGGCCGGUAUGUCAAAGAUGCCGACAAGGAUAUAAUUGAAGCCGUGAAGACCAAAGGCAGACUUGUCAAAACUGGGAGCUUUACUCACUCAUAUCCGUUUUGCUAUCGAUCAGACACUCCUCUCAUAUAUAGAGCCCUUCCCUGUUGGUUUGUCCGGGUGGAGGACCAGUUGAAGGAACAGUUGUUAGAAAACAAUGAACAGACAUACUGGGUACCUGAUCAUGUGAAGGAUAAACGCUUUCACAAUUGGCUUGAAAAUGCAAGGGAUUGGUGCAUUAGCCGAAGUAGAUUUUGGGGCACGCCUCUACCAAUAUGGAUCAGUGAUGAUGGUGAGGAAGUUGUUGUCAUGGAUUCUGUCGAGAAGCUUGAAAAGCUCUCUGGUGUCAAGGUUUUUGAUUGUUGGUUUGAGAGUGGGUCAAUGCCUUAUGCGUACAUCCAUUAUCCUUUUGAAAACAAGGAGCUUUUUGAGAGUAACUUCCCUGGUCAUUUUGUGGCUGAAGGGCUUGAAUCAAACUCGUGGAUGCCAGCAUUUCGAAAUCUGAUUUGCAAUGGUCUUGUGCUUGCUGAGGAUGGAAAAAAGAUGAGUAAGAGUUUAGAUAAUUAUCCGCCUCCUCUGGAAGUCAUAGAUGAGUACGGAGCUGAUGCUGUGCGAUUGUACCUCAUCAAUUCUCCGAUCGUACGCGCCGAGCCACUACGCUUCAGAAAGGAAGGAGUACUUGGUGUUGUCAAAGAUGUAUUUCUUCCAUGGUACAAUGCAUACAGAUUCCUUGUUCAGAAUGCAAAGAGACUUGAGAUUGAGGUUUCUGGACCAUUUGUUCCUACUGAUCUAUCUACUUUACGGUCAUCAAACGUUCUCGAUCAGUGGAUUUACUCAGCUACCCAGAGUCUUGUUUGUUUUUGUCCGUCAGGAGAUGGAUGGUUACCGGCUUUAUACUGUGUUCCGUAUCUUUUGAAGUUCCUCGACAAUCUCACUAACAUAUAUGUUAGAUUCAACCGCAAGAGGUUAAAAGGCCGUACAGGAGAAGAUGAUUGUCACAUUGCUCUUUCAACUCUAUACAAUGUGCUCCUCACUUCUUGCAAAGUGAUGACCCCUUUUACACCUUUUUUCACUGAGACGCUAUACCAGAAUCUGCGGAAAGCAUGUGAAGUAUGCGUCUCUAAAGCAGAACCAGAUUUCAGUGUAUUGGGAAAACGUCUUGGAAAGUCAAUGAGGCUUGUUGCAAAAGAAGUUAAAGAAAUGUCUCAGCAAGAUAUCUUAAGAUUUGAGGAGACCGGAAAAGUUACUAUUGCUGGACACACGCUGGAGCUAACAGAUAUCAAGAUUGUCAGGGUUUUCAAACGCCCGGAUGGUUUGAAAGAUACGGAGAUUGAUGCUAAUGGAGAUGAUGAUUCGUUGUAUGAAGCAGGUGUUGCUCGUGAGAUUGUCAAUAGGAUCCAAAAACUACGGAAGAAGUCAGGUUUGGAACCAACAGACGUUGUGGAAGUGUACAUUGAAUCAUUGGACAAGGAUGAAUCUGCUUUGCAACAAGUUCUGUGCUCUCAGGAACAAUACAUUAAGGAUACAAUUGGUUCAUCUUUGCUUCCGUCUACGUUGAUGCCAUCUCAUGCAGUGAUACUAUCUGACGAGAGUUUCCAAAACGUAUCAAAGCUGUCGUUUAAGAUUAGCUUGGCUCGCCGGCUUUGAAGUUCAACGAAGAUGCUAUUCUUGCCUUGUUUUCAGGAGAUGAGAAAUUUGCAAGGGGGCUCCAAGCGUACUUGUUAUCACGGGACCAAUCGAAUUUAAAAUCAGAAUUCCAAAAAGGAAAUGGGAAGAUAAUAACUGUAAGUUGCAUUG